UUCGUCCCGGCCCAGUGUUGCGGCGCUCGGCAGUGUGUACAGCACCUAAUCCACUCUUGACUUUACUCCAUUAUUCCUGCUUGAGUCCAUGUCUUUAGCUCUCCGGUGACUUACUUGACGUGUACCUUAUCGCAUUGACCCAGCAGCCCGUCUGCACUGCCCUUCGAUCGACGCCUUUGCGGAGUAUCAACGCCCUCUCUAAAAAGACAUCUCAACAUGAAUCCGUCGUUCGUCAGUGCCCUGACGAGGGCACUGCCAUCAAUUGGCAGACCUUUGCAACUCCGAGUGUCGCCUUUUAGUUCGAUAAGGUCUUUUUCAUCCUCUCCGGCAACACCCGCGAAUGACACAGGAGCGACUCGUGAACUGGAGAAACACAUUUUGGGCGUACCCUCGGCGGCAGACGAAGAUUCACCCAAGUCUGCGCUCGAUCAGUUCUUCGAAACGCGCAAGUCUGGCCAGAAAACAAGCUCAGUGUAUCGCCAAAUGGCUGAGUCCCUGGAAGCCGAGAUUCUCAAGCAACCCUAUGCCGACCGUGCUCCUCCCCACUAUCUCCAUAUUUACGCUCACAGGCGCAACACAAUCUUGACAUUGACAAAGCCCAACGGGAACGUUAUGUUAUCCCUCAGCUGUGGUCACCUCGGCUUCCGCAAAAGUGGACGUUCUGGCUAUGAUCCGGCCUUUCAGUUGACCUCCCAUUUCUUCGCUCAGAUGCACGAAAGGGCCUACAUGCUUGAGAUCAAGCGCUUGGAGCUCGUUUUCCGUGACUUCGGACAAGGCCGGGAAGCUUUCACAAAGGUUCUUAUGGGCAACGAGGGCAAGAAUGUCCGAAACGCGGUCGUUAGCGUAACAGAUUCAACUCGCCUCAAAUUCGGUGGAACGAAAAGCAGACACGUUCGGAGAUUGGGUUAAGGGGGAUGGUCUAUUCUUGGUGCUGGGUGGGGAGAAGAGUUUGCUCGAAUAUAUGUGCUUCAUCUUGAAGCAGAAUGUCUGGUUGUUGGGACGAAUGAGGAGGGAAGAGAAAGGGUACUAUUUGGUGGUGCUCAAGGUUCUAAUGCUGGCCUGCUUGUUCGGACUCAACAGGAUGUCUCUACUGGUAAGAAUUGUCCGGAUCAGCUUCGCAACGGAGCGAAGAUACAUGAUGUCUCGUCGACUGGGUUGGAAGAAGACGAGGCCCUGCGCUACCCACGAUGUUUCUCUUUUCACCUAUUUAACUUGUGUAUACUAUUGUCAGUCUGUUUACUGGGGUUCUACGGGACACUAUCAUUUUUAAACAAUACAAAAGAGACUUUGUAC
Molecule: messenger RNA, 1293 nt
Organism: Aspergillus homomorphus CBS 101889
Lineage: Eukaryota; Fungi; Ascomycota; Eurotiomycetes; Eurotiales; Aspergillaceae
Product: mitochondrial 37S ribosomal protein uS11m
Exons: 1
Coding region: 484-909 (141 amino acids)
Biological process (GO): translation
Cellular component (GO): ribosome
Molecular function (GO): structural constituent of ribosome
Source: RefSeq, a predicted model, not a curated record